GCCAUCGCCGCGCCGCGCCGCCCCGCGCCGCCCCGGGUGUCGCUGCCAAGCUACAGGUGGCCGCGGCUCGCGACGCUGCACUCGCUGGCUUCACGCCUGCUGAAGAUGAAGAUGACGACGGCAUCACGUGACGAGCUUGACAGGUGUUUCGACGAUUGCUGCUGCUGUGACGUGUGUGUACGUCCCUACCGAACGGUGUGGCAGGACCUGAGACCCGCUUUGGUUGCUCAGUGCCAGUGGGCUCCAGCCUUCAGUGAUUUGUGUGUACCGAUUCAAAAUACACAUUUUCUCAUCUCUCUGCGGCAAUGUUACAACCUAGACCUACUGUUCAACACCUGUUGCUCAAGACAGUGUUUCUAUUAACAUAUUCUCUCAUGUUCGGUGUGAAUCGUGUUUGCGCACAGUAUAAAGUAACUCAAUACCAAUAAAUCAUUGAACAUUAGAACUAAUUAAGAAGUAUGGUGGGUUCUUUAUUGUCAGUUCGGUGAUAAAUCUUUUCACAUUGUAAGGACAUAUACCCGUAAACAGAAAAUCCUUCAAGAUGUUGCCAACCAACGUAAUGUCCUUCAUGAAGAAGAUGGUGACCACAAACGAGACUGCAGUUGGUGCCGAGUCUGCCGAAUCUGGAACAGCUCUGAGUAAAUUACGGCAAACGCUUUCAUCUAGUUUAAUGACUGCACAAGACAAAGUUACGAAAUUGUCUCCAGUGCGCCAAUCUGCGUCGACGGAAGCUGCUGCGACGCCCACGGAAGACAAGACUUUGCCCAACGACAGCACUGCUCCGAAGCCACAAAAACCAGAUGUGGCCAAACCAGUUAGUCGCACAGGAACAUGCCGCGUGUGUCUAAAGAGCUUCAAACCCGAUGAUUUUUUCCGAACCUGUUGUGAAUGCCAACAAAAAGUGUGUGAAGACUGUGCUUCGUAUUCUAAACCUGAUGAAAAUGAGGAUGAGAGUCACUGGCGAUGCAGUAUCUGCCGGCGGAAGCUGCAAAGCCGAGCCCAACCCGUCAUGCAACAAGACUCUACCGACAGUUUGCUCGAUGUGCCGGUGCUGGAAGCACUGCAGCGGCGGCACUCGGAUGUUAAGAUUGGGUCCAGCAAUCUCACCGUCUCUGGAGGAGUCGUGAGGGCUAAGCUUUGGGCUACGGCAUUACCUGAAGCUCAGGCCGAGGCUUUCGCUGAGGCUCGGGCUGAGCUAGGACUGAGGCCCAGGCUGAGGCUAGAGCUGAGGCUUGGGCAGAGGCUUGAGCUGAGGCCUGAGCUGAGCACAAGCGCCGCCCGCUGCCGCGCGGGCGGCGACGCCGAGGGUGGGCGCGGGGCGGGGGCGGACGGCGCGCGCCCGAGCGACGGCAUGGGCUGCGCGGGCGAUGGGGGCGACGCGGGCGACCCGGGCGACGCAGGCGGCGCGGGCGACGGGGGCGACGGCGGCAGCCUAGGAGGCGGCAACGUCACCUCGGGGGAUGGUGAUUCGACGGGAGCGACGCCUCAGCAGGAAAGACGCGCCUUCGACAGCUGGGACGCGCGGCUCAAACCAGACGGAGGCGAGGCCGUGGACCACAGCGGCCGGCCGCGCGCCUCCAUGGGCGACGUGCUGGCGCUGGUGUCGGGCGACGCGGGCGGCGGCGGGGGCGGCGACGAGGACGACGCGUGGCGCCGCCACCGCAGCCGCACCGCGCGCCGCAAGUCCCGGGUCACGCGCCAGCACAGCUACGACGACGAGCUGAAGAACUCCAGCGGCGGGGGCGGAGGCGACGCGGGCCAGCUGGGCGGCGGGCCCGGCGGCGGCGACAGCGGCCUCGGGUUGCCGAUGUCGCUGCCGCGCCGGGCGUCCGCCUACGACGUGUACGCGGUGCGGUCCGGCGGCGCGGAGAGCCCCGGCCUGGGCCAGGGGCUGGCGUCGGCGCGCCUGCAGGGGCAGCAGCAGGCGCCGUCGGCCGGGCCCGGGGGCGGGCGCUGCGCCAACGGCCUUGGCGACGCGGCCGACGACGCGGCCGCUGCGCAGGCUCAGGCCCAGGCCCAGCGCCGCCCGUCCUUCCGCGCGGGCGAAGAGGCGACGGCAGCGCAGGCGCAGGUGCAGGCCCAGGCCCAAGCUCAGGCCCAGGCCCAGGCCCAAGCCCAGGCCCAGGCGCAGGCCCAGGCGCAGAUAAUUCCAAGGAGCAUAAAAAAAUCAAAGUAUUGCUUUGUCCCCGAAACACGGUGGCGAGCGUGCUCUGGUGUUGCAGCGGGCUUCGAACUCCCGUCCUCGCCCAUGUCUCCGGAGGCGGGCAGCCCCACGGCGAUGUCGCUGGGCGUGGACGACGAGCGGCGGUCCAGGCGCCGCGGAUCCCAAAUGGUGGAGCGCGCGCUGCCGCAGACGCCGCUGUCGGGGGCGGCGGCGCCGGGGGCGGCGCGGCCCUCCUCCACGCCGCCGCGCAACAUGGACGACCUGCGCCAGGGCAGCGUCGCCGGGGAGGACAUCAAGAUCGUCAUUCACGAUGUCGACUCCGACGCCAACUUCAGUUCCCACCCUGGUAGAAACCCCCCUGGUAGCACAAGAGUUGCGUGGAGUAGUAGCCCAUGCCCUUUGCUCAUGCAGCAUGUUUCGGUUGCAGAUUCGCGCCCUGGAGCGAAGCGGCGAGUGGUGCUUCGCCGAGAUCCCAGCGACAAGGCGCAUCGGACUCGAGGCUUCGGCAUGAGAGUUGUGGGAGGCAAGACGGGAAAUGACGGCCGCCUCUUCGCCUACAUCGUCUGGACGGUGCCUGGGGGACCGGCUGAGAAGGGAGGACUACAGCAAGGAGAUAAGGUGCUCGAAUGGGACGGGGUGCCGCUGACGGACCGCAGCUUCGAGGAGGUGUGCGACGUGAUGGACCGCGCUGGCGAGAUGGUGGAGCUCGUCGUGGAACAUGCCACCGACUUACGGAUGUGUGAUUUGCUGGACGAACCAACAUCUAUGAUGUCUAUGUCCCGGAAAGCAAACGAGAAUUUGGUUAUGCAACUGGUUGGGCGUUUUGCUUUGGGUUUACAGCCCCUUCGCGCGGAAGCACUCGUCAGCGCAUUCGAGUGGCGCAGCUGGCCAACAGCGCAGAUGCGCGCCCGUGCCACCGCCAGCUGA
Molecule: messenger RNA, 3091 nt
Organism: Gryllus bimaculatus (two-spotted cricket)
Lineage: Eukaryota; Metazoa; Arthropoda; Insecta; Orthoptera; Gryllidae
Source: the annotation of a GenBank genome assembly